This is a messenger RNA of Venturia canescens, 13536 nucleotides long. It is a transcript of the gene Rdl, whose product is annotated as Resistant to dieldrin. The transcript is spliced from 10 exons. Bases 1545 to 3296 code for a protein of 583 amino acids. Gene Ontology annotation, molecular function: neurotransmitter receptor activity; extracellular ligand-gated monoatomic ion channel activity; GABA-A receptor activity. Gene Ontology annotation, biological process: chemical synaptic transmission; nervous system process; chloride transmembrane transport. The record is from RefSeq and is a predicted model, not a curated record. Gene Ontology annotation, cellular component: GABA-A receptor complex; synapse; plasma membrane. NCBI's taxonomy places the organism in Eukaryota, Metazoa, Arthropoda, Insecta, Hymenoptera, Ichneumonidae.
AGUGGAAGAAUCAAAGUAAAGAGGAGCGACCGGCAGACCGGCGGCCCUAGGCAGGCUCCCGCUUUAUAGGAGAGGACCUAAGGAGGCCCCCGAAGAGGGUCCCAGCUCCCCCCUCCGGCCCCCCAUUUUCUUUUAUCCCUGUCCCUUGUUCCUACACUUAUAAUCCAUCCUCUCUGUGUCUCUACUCCUGAUCAACCCCCGACGCACCUCCCUUGCUCCUAACCCCCCGGUCAUCUUUUACCACGGUGAGUGGACAAAAAUUACCUGCUGUGCGUGCCUGCUUUGCGAGCACAAUCUCUCCUUUCCUCUCGCUCGUUAUCCUUCCUCCCUCCUCUUCUCGCUCGCUCUCCAUCUGCCACCCCAUGCGAGACAAAGUGUGAAGUUUACAGACGCAUCCUCAAAGUGUCUACCACGAGGAAGGAAGAUUGAAUAAUAACAGUGGCCAGUGACGCGGCGAGUGAGCCGCUAACCAUUUACUAUUUUUGCUCAGGGCUCAGCCUCCAAAUUCUCAUCGUCAGGAGAGACUCUGCAAUCGUUGGAGUUAUUUACGCACUGUGGAAUCGUGAAAACGCAACUCGAGUGUACCCCGCACCAAAAUCCACGUGAGAACGAACGAGUCUGUGCAACAUUAUAAAUAUACAUAAUCGAAUAAUCGCUCAGUUCGAACGACAAGAGAUUCGGUAAUUAAACUGUUCGGGUGAAAGGACCGCGGAAGGUGACUCGGUCAGUAAAACUCAACGGGCGAAAAAGACCAACGAGAAUCCCUUCUUUGAAGGAAGCAGCUAUGAUGAAAGAGAGAAAGUGAAAGAAAAAGAAGAAAAGGAAAAAGUAGCAAGGAAAAAUCGGGAGGAAAGAAAAGAGAAAAUAAAUAAAGCGAUAGAAAUAGGGGGAAGAAGAAAAACGAAGGAACCAGGCGCUGAAUCAGGGUGGUGGAAUAGUGGGGUGCUCGUUGGCGGCAGUGGUGGUGGUGGUCCGUGGUUGUAGUAGUGGCACUGGUAGUGGUGCGGUGGUCGUGGUGGUGGUAAAGUGGUCCGGUGCUUGCUGGUGCUGCUUGGCGCUGGUGGUGAAGCUGCUGUCGCGGAUAACGUCGACCUCUGCGAGCCGUACCACGUAGCUCGGGUAACACGAGAUAGUCGAGUGGCGAAAGAGUGAGAGGAACGGCCAGCUUCCUCCCGGUUUCGGGGAAGUUGGGCGUCCUUUUAUAAGAAUUUACCUUCGAGGUGACAUUCUUCAAAAAUGUAACCUUCCUUUUUCUAUUAUCCAUGAGAAAGAGCGAGAGAGAGAGAGAGAGAGACUGGGAAGGUUACGAUACGAAAAGCAAACAGUGAAUUGUGCUACAAGAGUGAGAGUUCGUGGUUGUUUAUAAACUUAAUCGACGAGUGAGACGCGAAGAGUGAUAAAACACCGAGAGAAAGAGAGAGCGAGAGAGAGAGAGAGCAGCCCGAAACGAGGAUAAGCUUAAGAAUAUAUGAAUUAAGCUCGUCUCGCGUGGUUUAGGUGAGAGUGUAUAAACGAGAUAUUUACAUGCGAACAAUCCGUUUUUGAUGGUCGAGGAGAAAGCCCUGUCACUUUUAGUCCGGGAGGGCCCGGAGGCGGCGAAGGAAGAAGACCAACGAGAUCACCAUCGUCGAGAUCAACUGCAGAAACAACAGCGGCAACAACAUCAACAGCAACGACGUCGCGGACGGAGAAGAAGGAGACGAAUUCAUCAAGCUUUAUCUCAUUGCGAACAACCCGAACAAUUUCAACAUAUAAACCCUCAUUUCGUUCGGCCAAAUUUACACUUACGAGAUUCGAGCUGUUCGACUCUCGAAAAAAGAUCUAACAGAGGUCUCGUCAGGUACGCGAGGAUGAGGUCACACGCAGCAUCGUGGAGCUUCGUGCUUCUUGCUGCUACCGUCGCACUCGUGCCGGCAACACACACACCGCCUUUUGAACACGCCGCCGGUGGUGGGAGCAUGUUCGGCGACGUCAACAUCUCGGCGAUCCUCGACUCCUUUUCCAUCAGUUAUGAUAAAAGAGUAAGGCCGAACUACGGAGGUCCUCCCGUCGAGGUGGGGGUCACCAUGUACGUCUUGAGUAUCAGCUCGCUAUCAGAAGUCAAAAUGGACUUCACGCUGGAUUUCUACUUCCGGCAAUUUUGGACAGAUCCACGACUCGCCUUCAAAAAAAGAACGGGCGUUGAGACGCUCAGCGUGGGCUCGGAAUUCAUUAAAAAUAUUUGGGUGCCCGAUACGUUUUUCGUUAAUGAAAAACAAUCGUACUUUCACAUUGCGACCACCAGCAACGAGUUCAUUCGCAUACAUCAUUCGGGCAGCAUCACGCGAAGUAUACGCUUAACAAUCACCGCUUCUUGUCCAAUGAACUUACAGUACUUCCCGAUGGACCGACAGCUCUGUCACAUCGAGAUCGAGAGCUUUGGAUACACAAUGCGCGAUAUUCGGUACAAAUGGAACGCGGGCCUACAAUCGGUCGGCAUAUCAAGAGAGGUGGAACUGCCGCAAUUUCGCGUGCUCGGGCACAGGCAACGUCAGACAACCAUACACCUCUCUACAGGAAAUUAUUCUCGGCUAGCUUGCGAGAUCCAGUUCGUCAGAUCGAUGGGCUACUACCUGAUCCAGAUCUACAUACCCUCGGGAUUAAUCGUGAUAAUCUCAUGGGUGAGCUUUUGGCUAAACCGAAACGCAACCCCCGCUCGGGUCGCCCUCGGAGUAACCACUGUGCUUACCAUGACAACCCUCAUGUCCUCGACUAACGCAGCCCUCCCCAAAAUCUCCUACGUCAAGUCCAUCGACGUCUACCUGGGAACUUGUUUCGUCAUGGUCUUCGCCUCGCUCCUCGAAUACGCGACAGUCGGGUAUAUGGCCAAGAGGAUUCAAAUGAGGAAGAACAGGUUCCAAAAAAUAGCGGAAAGCAUGAAAGCCGCGAGAGAAAAUCCAGGACCACCCGGAGUUCCAGGUGUCGGUGAUCACGGGGACCACGCGCCCAAACAAACUGAGGUGCGGUUCAAGGUGCACGACCCCAAGGCACACAGCAAGGGUGGCACGCUCGAAAAUACCAUAAACGGUCGUGCCGACGAGGAAGCCCCACCUGCGCCCCAGCAUCUCAUCCAUCCUGGGAAGGACAUAAGCAAGCUCUACGGUACGCCAUGCAUCACACCAUCGGAUAUCGACAAAUAUUCGCGCAUCGUAUUUCCGGUAUGCUUCGUAUGCUUCAAUCUCAUGUAUUGGAUAAUCUACCUUCACAUCAGUGACGUUGUCGCGGACGAUCUCGUAUUUCUCGAGGAAGCUAAGUAAUGAGCCACAACUUUAUCGAGAAACCAUGCUAAUUCGAGAAAAUCUACCGAAUACGAGCGAAAUAAUGAAAACAAAACAAAACGGCGGAUCCAUCGAUGCGGAUCAGAUCGAAGAGUUCUCAGAGCGAAUUAAAAACAAACUAAAAGCGAAACGAAACGAUUUAAAAAUAAUAAAUAACAAUAAUAAACGAAGAAUCGCCGCUCGAGUAAGCGCCAGUGGCGACGGAGACACCACGACGACGAAAAAGCGAAACUAAAACGUGCUGUGACUUUAAUUCGACUUUCGGGAGCUGCAGCGACAAAGACAAUUGACAACACGUACGAAAAAAAAAAAAAAAACACACCCACACACACAGAAAUAAAAAGAAAAAACGUGAAUACACAAAAACACACUUGCCGUACGUUAAACAUAAGUAAUAAUAAUUAAUAAUUUACAAUAAUAUUAAUAAUAAUAAUAAUAAUAAUAGUUAUAAAAAUUGAAACGAUUUGGUGCGAGCUGGGCUCGCCUUAAUCGCGAGAUUAGCAUAAAAAGAGAAGAAACUCGAUAAAGAGAUAUCGAAAGUUACGAUUUGAUUUAUCUUCCGUUUCGCCUUUUUCCUUUUUCACCCCUCGCGAGAGGCUCGGUUACGUAUGAGAGAUUUACGAAAGAAUAUGUAUUCCGUGAGUGAAUGAGAUAAAAUAAAAUACAUGUAUACAUACCAUAGGAAUUAAAGUUAUACAGAUUUUAAGUGAUUCGAAAAGAAAACGAGGAGAAAAACACUAAAAAACUGUACGAAUAUAAAGAUUGAAAAAGGUGGAGGGGAGGAGGAAAAUUGAUUAAGUAAAUAUAAAAAAUAGAACCAAAUUGGGCCAGUGAGCGACGCUCAGAUAAUAUACUCGCGAUGUAAUCUUUCGUCCAAACUGGUCCACGCUCAAUGACUCUUCCUUCAUCAUGGACAGAGGGCUAAACGCACGCACCUUAAACUCACGCACUCGUGGAAACGACUUCUAUCGAUCGACGAUAUAAUAAAUAAACGACAAAAAGACACUAACACACGCGUACACUUACACACCAUACGGAGACAAAAUCCAUCAUGUUUAUAUAUAGUAUACUAUUAUUAAAUAUUUUAGUAUACUAUAUACAUUAGCACAUAUAUAUUGAAAAUUGAAAAAAGAAAGCGUGGACUCGUUUCCAUCGAGACAUAACGCUCAAUAAUAAUUCAUAAAUCGAAGGAACAAACGUGUUUUUUUGAGAAUUAAAAAAAAAAAAAAAAAAACAAAUACGUGGAUAAGGAUAAAUAUAACAAUGUAUAUGUACACAUCGUGUAAUAAGAAGAGCCAGAGAGGAAUUAAUAAUUCGAUUCGGGACGCGUUACGAAGACUGAGGUAUGGUAAAAAAGGAGAACGAACAAAGGGCGAGCGACUGAAACGACGGCGGACGAUCGAGGAGUGGGAGUGGGAAUGACAAAAUGGCGGAUACGAAAUCGCGAAUAUAUACGAGAAAAAACGUAAAAGCAGGUAGGAUCGGGAGAUAAGAAACUACGCAAAUUCACGCCGGCGAGUGUAUCCCUAAAUUCGUAUAUAUUGCUAUUUAAAGCUACGUGCUGUGCCUGGUGAAGCCUCGAGAGACGAAUACAUACCCUUAAAGCAUUGCCAGUAUAUAUCUCUAGUUAUCACUUAUAAACGGUUGAGAGACUAAAACACAUUCGCGAGGCGAGAGGAGAAGAUUAAUUAACGAUUUUGAGGAACGAACCAUUGAAAAUGAUUAUUAUAUAUUUAAAGACGAUUAAAAGAUGAAAAAAAAAAAACAAAUAAAAUAAAACGAAUAAAACAAAUGAUGGAUAUGUAAUGUAUGAUGGAUUCCAACCUUCGUUAUAAACACGUCAAUUUAGCAACACACUAGUAUAGUCGUGUAAGCUUGGUCGCAUAGGUUUAAGACACUAACGGUUACCUUCGCACGAUCAUCAGCCAGUGAAAAAUGAAGAUUUAAGUAACACGUGGCACGUUUAAAACGGUUUUUCAAACGUAUCAAAAACAUAAAAAAGCUCAAGGUUAUUCCACAUACUCUCAAGUGCAAGUUGGAGGAACGAAAGUGAGGUUAUAUCUGUAUAAAUACAUACGCGUAUAGAUAUAUUUAUAUCAGAGGGCAUUAUCCAGGUACGUUAUUGAAGCCACGGCCGAUCAGCUGACCCCUGGCAUCUUUUUUCACGAAUUUUUUAAUCCAACUUAACCGUUGAUUGUUGCUGGGAAUAUGAAAAAAUUGCAUUGCAGCCGCUCGAUGUAAACAUUUUUUGACACGAAUCUCUCAACACACACUGAGAAUAUUUUGAAUGAAUUUCAACACUUCUGACAGCAAUAAAUUCACCAAGAUACGAAUUUUCAUCGUUGAAAUGUUUUUAUUUUAAUUCUUUUGACGUUUGCUUCCUACGCUCAUGUUCGGAAUCUGGAAAAUACCGAUUAUAUAAAUAUAUUUAUGAGAGUAUCAACCGCGCGUACGUCGCCGCGGUGAACAGCGUAUAACCACGAAUAUUAAACGACGAGUUGGACAUACUUUUGUCUCUCACUAACGAUUUUCAAAGAAAUUAUAUCUUGCGCGAUGGGCGAGAAUCGUGAAUUUAAAAUAAAUAUUGAAACGAACGAAGAUGCAGGUGUGAAGGAGAGCAUUGGCCACUGCACAAUAUGGUCGGACGAUGUUUUGUUGAUGAACACAAAAGAAAUACCAUUAUUAUAUAAAUAUAAUAUUUAUAACACUUUAGAUGAAUGUGUAAGGGAGCGAGUAUAAUUACAAAAAGAAUAAGAACUAAAAGUGAAAUAAAUAACGCGCCCGAUUGAAUGUUCGAGACUGAAAAUAUGCGAAAUCGUAUUAAUUAAUGUUAAUCAUCUAAUUAUCCGAUAGCCCGAAUUUUAUCGUGCAAAUCGUUUUCUUUUUAUAUAAUCAAUCGUGAAAAACGAUGAAGAAACGCGAAAAAGGCGCAGUUCCCUUCUUCGCGGUCAAUAAUCGAUUGCGAACACGAUGAAUAAAAAGGCAACUGUUUUUGGCACCAUUACAAAUGAAUAAAUUGACAUUAAUUAAGAUAAAUUGAUGAAAAUUAAAACUGAAUUACACUCAACUGUCAAUCAGUGAAUUGGAAUUUGAAAUAUUUUGUUAUUUAAUUGAGAAUGAAAAUAAAUCGAGACAGCUAUCAGCUAAUUUAUCAAAUAUAUCAACGAGUUAUUUAUCAUUCAUAAACUCAUUUAUCGAAAUAGAUAUUGAUUGGAGGAAGAAGAAAAACGUGGGAUGAAGAGGCGAAUUGAGAAAGGAAUGCUGCACCAAAGUGUUUCAAUCACUCACUGUCAUUUACAGCUCGUACGCCGAAACUCUCCCUCGCAUAGACGCAGGAAAAAAGCUCAAGUUACGGAAAUUCACACACGCACACUUUUUCCCCCUCCCUUUACCGCCAUUCCCGGAAUAAUUAAUCGCGAUCUCCAUGCGAAGAACAUUGUCACUAUGACGGUUGAGUGCCGCUCGUUUCUUUCGUGUUCGCGCUUUUUCACGCACUUCCGAAGCCUCGCUCGUUUCCUCCUUGUUUUCGGAUCUGAAAAACGUAACGGUUAUUUGUCGCACGGUGGCGCUACUGAGACCCCUGGCGUGUCUUUCUCAAACCCAAAUCGGUGAUUUUUUUCCUCGUAAGCACGCUGCUUUCGUUCCAAGGCCCUGCACACGGAUUCGCUUGAAUUUAGUGACCGAACAAAGACCGAAAAGUGUUAAAACGACGGAAAAUCCGAGCGAGUAACGACUUUUGAUUUAGUGCUUAAAAAUUCGCUUUUCUCGUGGCAUCGAUGCAAAUCGAAAUUUUUUCAUUCGUUAUUGCAUCCCAUUGUUUUCUUUGUUUUUAUUUCCUCCUCCCUGUAAUCAUACUCGGGGAAAAAAUCCAGUUCAGGAGACGUGGAAAUUUCUGGCAUUCGCGGUAUCGACCAAGACGCCCGCGAGCCUCAUUUAAUUUAUAAUUAAUUAGCUGCACGAGCUCUGAGCGAUCUCAGAUCCGUGAAGAACCGAACAAAAGUGUAACAUCUUCCCGAAUCGAUUGUUGGCCUCGAAAUCCGAGGGGAAAACAGAAUUUUUUGAAAAAACUUAAAAUCUAAUUAUUAUUCGUCCAUAUUUAUUGAAUCACGAUAAUCAUUGUUGAUGAUCAUUAGCAUUGCGACAAUUGUGGCGAUGUAAAUUGAUGCAAUUUGUUGGUUAAAAAUGGUGAAUCCACAUGACUUGUCGUUGUGAUAUUAAAGUAAUACAGAAAAUUUGAUUUUUCGUUCUCUACUUCUCUUUCGAUCGAAUGACUGAAACGUGCCGUGCGGUUGCCCGAGCCAAUAAUCGUAAAAUUGUUGAAGCGAAGCGUGAAAAUGAGAUUUAUUUUAUCCGUGAUUCUCUGGUUGAUAAUGAAAAAAAAUAAAAUAAAAUAAAAAAUAUUCGUGAAAAAAUAGUGAACGAUAAGAAGCGAAAGAAUACCGAGAGUAAUUUGAUUGGUGUACAGAUUCAAAAUGGAUUUCACGCUUGUUCGUAGUUCCAUCAUUGAUUUAUAGGUUAAUUGAUAAAAGUCUCGUUAUAGCCCAACACUCCAUUUGAUAUAAAAUAUAUUUAUAAACAGUGAGCAUUGGUGCGUCGAUCUCCAGUCACGAGUGUGUGUUUACAAGCGUGUGUAUACGUGUGCGAGUGAAUGAGAAAGCAAAAAAAAAAUAUCGAAAGUAUCGUCAAACUCAUCGAUGAGCGCGGUGAUUUUGAUAAAAGCGUUGUUAGCGCGAGUAGUUAUCGAAAAAUAACGAUUACACGAAGCACGAUUAAAAGAGUGUCGUUUGUUAAAUGUUGUUAAUUAAUAUAAAAUUAGAUGCGAAAUUAUUCCCACGUCAAAAUCCAUUUGACCGUAACUCGCGCGUGAUUAUUCGCAUUUUCCUAUAAAUUCGACAGUCGGGGGAACAAAUUAUUCAAAUUCUAUUCACGAGAGUCAUUUCAUCGAGCGCUAAUCGCGUGAGCAUUUAUAAAAACAAUCAUGAAUAUUCCGAGGAUAAAUGCACGAGAGAAAUUAUGAAAAAACGUUUUCGAAUUUCGUGACUCCGCGUCGGUUUUUUCAGUGUCGAAUAAUUGCACAUUUGCUUCCACCCGAUUAACAACUAUUUUUUCAAACUCGUAAGUUUAAAUUCAUGGCCAGGGCAUCAGCACGACACGCCGAGACCCGAACAAAAAAUCAGACUCGAUUUCGUAUAUUUUAUUCACGAAUGAGCAAAAAACAACCCGAGAUAUAUAAUGGUUUUUCCUUGUUUUCUUUCUCAAUAUUUUUCACAACUUUCGAGCGUCUUGCUGAAAAGUAAAUCGAAGUUGCGAGAGUACUGAAAACCAGUUAAAACAAUGAAAUAAAUAAUAUUAACGAAAGAUUUGAGUAACGAUACAAAUUCGCCAGUGAUGAAACUCGAAGAAAUUGAAACGAAAUGAGCGCGAAGGGCAGAAACAGCGGAAAGGAACAUUCCCGGAAAUAAUGAUGGAGAAUAAAUGAUAAGUAAUAAAUAUGAUGAUCACCCUGUAGGUAAAUACAACUUUUAUACAGAGUAUUAUAUUCAUUAAAAGUACUGUGAAACUAAACCUUAUAUAUUAUAACGAUACUAGUAUUUGAACAAAAAAAAACAACUAAUAUUUAUACACAUACAUAUAUGAAUACAUAUAAAUAAAGGUAAUAUGCAAAGAUUCGUAGUGCACACGACACACGUGAUUGUUCGCACAUAUUUAGAUAAAAAGAAAAAAUGAAUAAUUAUAUAAAUACGUUCAAAGUACAUAGAAGUGCGUGGCCGAGGAGAACCGUACGGUGAUAAUAAAGAAAAAAGCGGAGAGACUAAGCUAAGAAUAACGGAAUAAGGGUUUAAAUGGGACGACAGGGAAGGGGGACGGGGGAGGGGGGGCGAGCAGCGAAUAGCGAGCCGGGAAGUGACUGCACCUUCGUUCGUUCGUUCGUUUGGUUGUAAAGUAAAUUGAGUUUUGGGUUGAAGCUGGAAAAAAAAAUGGGCGAUAUUAGAGGGCGUUGGGCCCCGCGAGAGAAGCGUGAAUAACGAGAAAAAGUAGGGGUCCAGAUCCGGGACGAAAACGAAUUGAUAAAGGGAAAAACACAAGAGGUUGCGAGAGUGAGAGGAGGAAGAAACGAGUCGCGCGAUUGGAUGGAGAAAACGACGCUGCGUUGAACACACGAUUCGUAAUCCAGGACUAUAAGCGUACACGAUACCAGUUCAAAUCACGUUAACGAAAACUGCCAACUUCAUAUUAUUAUACGUUUUAGUCAAUCAGUGCGGGAGAAGAGAACGCGUCUGGGAGAACAAAGCAAAAUGUGAGGAGAGGGAGGGGCAGCGAGGAAGGGGGAGGAACGAAAAAGACGUUAGCGACAUCACACACCGACGCGUCGAAAAUGCCAUCGGAUUGAAACCCCAAAGUUCGUCGUAGAAUAAACACACAUUUGCCCCCCGCGAUUAUCUAAUGUGCUAUAUUAUAUAUAAUGCAUUAAUCAUUGAAGGGUGUUUUAAAAAGGAAGAAUAAUAGAGUCAGGAAAAAAGCACAAUUUUAUAAAUUGUCAGGAUCGAAGAAAGAAUUCAGGCGUCGCAACAGUCCGGUCAUAAACCCAUGAAAAAAUGUCUGUAUCUGUGGAUACAUGCUACGAUCUCGUCCAUCGACUUGAAACAAAACAGAAGAAAACAAAACCGACAACAAAAUAAAAAAAACAAAGAGCGUAAACAGCUAUUAAAUACUCAGUAAUUCUGUCUAAUUAAUUGACUCGCCAAAACGAACGAUAAAAAUCAAAUUCACAAAUAUAUAUGCACGCGGAAUCUUAAUCCCAAUUUGAAAACUAAUAUAAAACAAAUGAAGGCAAUCUCGCGCGCGCGCGCGCGCGCGAGAGAGAAACGGUGAUUCGAUGAGCGCGAACAACGAGAACGUCGUUUCAGAGUGAAAAAUGUACUUACGUCGACGCAGAAACGACGAUCAUGGACGAUGAAUCUCGCAUAACCACAAAGGGACGAUUCGAACGACACGCAGCCACACACUACACAACACGCGCACACAAACACACACACACACACGAACACAAAAAGACGAAAUUCAUAACAAAAAGAACAAGAUGGGAAAAUUAUCGUAAGUAAUGAAAGCGACGUUAAUUAAAAAUAACAACUAUAUACAUAAUAAUUAGUAUGAAGCAGUCAACACUAUAUAUAUAUAAAUAUACCAUAAUAUAUCUACAAACGAAAAUAGAUAAAUAUAGAAACGAUGGAAACGGAGUACCGAAACACGCAGCAUUAUUCAUUAAAAAGAAAUUGCAAUAUAAUGUUACUUUUAAGUACUGUAAAGUAUGACGUUAUUAUACUUAGCAGGAAAACAAAAACAAACGAUAACAGCAGUAAGAAGAAAAGAGAGGAAGAGGGGAAUACCUUAAUGAUAAUGUACCAUCAAUAUAUAUAAUACACACUCACACAUUUUUCGCACACGAGAGUAUGACUAAGAGUGCCGAUAUGAAAAUAAAAAUCUAUUAUUAUUAUUAUUAUUAUUAUUAUUAUUAUUAUUAUUAUUAUUGAUUAUUAAAAUUGCGUUGAAAAGUGUUGAUAACGACGACUUCGAGUUGCGAAGAGUUUGCGCGACCGGAACGUUCGAGGUACAAUCACAAACUCACGUUUUUCCCGAGCGUAUAUACAUAUAUUUACACGUAUAUACAUAUGUUUACAUGCAUAUAUGUGUCUUAUUUAUAUGUAUAUACAUACAUAUGUAUAUUGAUAUCCACAUAUGAAAAGAAGAAAUAAAAUAAUAAUAUUCGAGAUAUUAACAUAUAAAUAUAUAUAUAAAUAUUUGAAAAUGAAUCAAGACGCCCGCGUCCAGAAAACGCAUCAUGAGAUUUUUUUAGUAAAUAUAUACGGCGUCGCACUUCCGAUACUGAAGCUAUGUAUAAAGUUCGAAGGAAUAUAACGAAGGAAGAGGAAUCGUGAGAAGAUCUACUUACCCUCGUAUAUAUGCAUCAACCAGUCCGCGCAAUAUGAGUUUUUCAGCCACAUUGGUUUCGAGCGUCGACUAUUAUAUAAUACAUAACAUUGUAUACACUCCCAAUCACAUUAAAACACUUUUCAAUUGAUUUAUAUGCAUGCGUGUACACGUUUACUUUACUUUUCGAUUCAUUUACAUAUCUUUGUAUAUAUAUAUUUGUAUAGAGGAACUCGGAGCAACAUUUGGGACAGAGGGGAUGAUGAAAAUCGAAGUCUGCAGGAAUGAUUUUAUUUUUCGGUAGCUAAAGUCACAAUUUUUCAUCAGAUUUAAUGAUUUAAAUAGUAAAAGUGCUUUUUUUUUUUAUUCUCUUGCUACCGGUCCAACUCGAUCGUUGUUUGUGAAAUUAUCGAUAAAGUCACGCGUGAAAAGUGAAAUUUCGGCUCGAGGCUAAUCCCACGCCGCUUCUCGCCCGUCAUUCCUCAGAGGGCGCUCUUCUCACUCCGGUGUUCCAUUUUGUUCCCGUCUGUCCGUUAACCACACAUUUUACGAAGUUACUUGAGACACGAUCUCUGGCCCCCUCGUUUCAUUAUUUCGCGUCUCAUUCUCCUCGGCAAACGCGCACCCCUUUUUCAACAAAUAUUAAAAUGAACGCGAGAGCAAAAAAAAAAGAACGAUCGAAAACGAAGCAGAAAUAACGAUAUAUGAAUUACACACUGUAUUCGUUAACUGGAGCUAUGUUAAUUAACAAAAAAAGAGUGAAAAAAAAAACGAAAAAAACAUGGAGACAGGAAUCGAAAAAGUUAAAACUAUUACCACGUAAAAAAUGCUGCAAGACAAAUUAUAUUUAUAUAUAUGUACGUAUACAUGUAUAUGCGUAUGAAUAUAUAAAUAUGAAAAAAAUUAUAUAUACAAAUAUAUAUACUUGACAUUGAACGAGGACGAGAGCAAGAGAACGAGAGAGUUGUGUGUGUUUACUGCGUGAAAGAAUCGAGCGAGCAAGAAGUGCGGGAGAAAGAUUUAUUCGAGUGAUUGAAAAUAUUAUAAAAUGCGUGAUCACGAGUCGUUUCGAGAGUACCAAAUUCUAAAAAGAAAAAAAAAAAAUAUGUAUCUAACAUUAAAACUGCAUAUGUAGCAUACAUAUUUAUUAUUACGGAUAAAGUAAAAAAACAAAACGAAAAAAAAUGGGAAAAAAAAACACGAGAAAAGGAAGAAAGAGACGGAGAAAAAAAGAAGUAAACAACCCUUCCCGUAGGUUGGGCACUAUCUUGAAACAAUUAUUAGGUAACCACUUGUAAAGUAUAAUUAUUAUAAAAGAAAAAGGGGAAAAAAACAAAAACGAUAUUGGACGAUUAUUAUUAUUAUAUAAAGAAAAUAAAAUAUAAAAAAAAGGGGAGAAACGAAAGGGGUUGAAGAAGGAAUGAAAAAUAAAAAGGAAGAAUAAUGCGCCAACGACAGGCGCGACAAGAACGCCGUUCGUUUGUACUAAACGCGUUAAUAUAAAAAUUUAAAAAAAAUUAAAAAACAGAAGAAAAACAUACACAACCUUACACACAGAGACAAAAAACGUAGUUUUUAGAUAAAAACAAACGAGAUGGAAAAAUAUUACGAAAACAAUGAUAAAGUUCACAGAUAUGGGGAAAAAUAUGAAAAGAAAAUUAAAAAAAAAAAAAAAAAACAACAACAACAAAAUGAAAUAGUCCUGAACGAAUGUUUAACCGCGAAACAAUUAUAUAAACGUAAGAAUGUGCUGCGUAUGUAUAUUAUGUGUAUGAAUCUGGGGUCCGUAUUUUAUGGAAGUUCCUCAUCCUCAAGGAAAGAUAAAAAGAAACACGAAAAUGAUUAAAAAAAAAAAAAAACACUGACCGAGAUUUUGUAGAUUUAUCGACGAGGGUCUUCUCCGGAUCUGACAGUGGUUUUCUUCUUUUUUUCUUCACUUCGUUCGUAUAUAUUAUUGUCUAUCUCGCUUUCGUAUAUAAUUUUUCGUUUACACAAAUGCUCACACGCAAGCAGCUUGACGGAAGAAAAAAUAAAUAGGAGGGAGGGAAUAAGGAAUUGUCGUUAAAAAGGAAACCCAGUGAAAUAUAACGUGAAGCCGGUAUGUACUGAAAAUGGAGAAAACUUUCAAGAUUCCAGCUAAAUUGAUACAAAUAUAUGAGAAAGAAAAAACGAAAAAAAAUUAUGAAAAAACUGACAGAUCCUGGUAGACCCUGGUGAAUGAAAAAAAAAUUCGCUAUAAAAGUCGUUUUUGUAAUAUCCGAAUAAAAAUGCAUAGUCGAAGAUUUAAAAA